UCCAUCUUGAUUCCGGUCCGGCCCUUUUCUUCUUCCCCCCGGAACCUUCUCUGCUUUGUGGCCCACGUGUAGGAUUAAUUAGGUUUUUAUUAUAAGAAAUCAGUUAAAGAUUGAACCAAAUGGCGUCAUCCUUUGAGCAAAUGAGGGCGAACGUUGGGAGACUCUUGCGAGGAAUUGAUAGGUACAACCCAGAAAACCUUGUGACGCUGGAGCGCUAUGUCGAGACGCAAGCCAGAGAGAAUGCCUAUGACCUGGAAGCAAAUCUGGCUGUGCUGAAGCUGUACCAGUUUAAUCCAGCCUACUUCCAGACUCAUGUAACUUCACAGAUUCUGCUGAAGGCUCUGACCAACCUGCCACACACUGACUUCACUCUAUGCAAGUGCAUGAUUGACCAGACACACCAGCAAGAGGAACGACCCAUCAGACAGAUCCUCUACCUUGGGAACCUGCUGGAGACUUGUCACUUCCAGAGCUUCUGGACGAGUCUUGAGGAGAACAGAGAGCUCAUUGACGGCAUUACUGGUUUUGAGGACUCCGUUCGCAAGUUCAUCUGCCAUGUAGUGGGCAUCACCUACCAGACCAUUGAGCAUCGGUUACUGGCUGAGAUGCUGGGAGACCCACUGGACACACAGGUGAAGGUUUGGAUGAAUAAGUACGGCUGGACAGAGAAUGAGGACGGACAGAUCUUCAUCUACAACCAGGAGGAGAGCAUCAAGCCCAAGAACAUUGUGGAGAAGAUCGACUUUGAGAGUGAGUGCUGUCGCUCCAGCUUGUUCACAAACUGAGUGAAAACUGAGCCUUUUUCAGUUCUGCAUAGUUAAUGUCAACCCUCCUCUGAUUCCACAACGCCGUAAUGAUUUGUGAAAGAACUCACUGGUUCAAGGUUAGGCCGGAUUGUUUGGGUCCUUGGUGAACAGGUGAAGGCAGUGUGGCGAGGGGCUUCAUGACCUGGCCUGGGAUGCUGUUGUUUGCAUCAAACUGAGCAUGGAAGGCGUUAAGUUAGUACAGAAGCAAUGCAGUGGAUAGUUUUGCCUUCCUGUUUUUAUCCCUAUAGUCUGGAUACAGCCUCAUGUUAGAAAAUAGAAUAGAAUAGAAAAUACUUUAUUAAUCCCUUUGGAGAGUCCUCAGGGAAAUUUGGAUAUUAUUUAUCUGAUUUAAACAAGCACACAGAGUGCAUGUGUUGGAAAUGAUGUGUUUGGGUUGGUGUCUGUGAAAUUAAGUUAUCAGCUGGUUCCUUAUUAGGAUGGCCUCUCCAGGUGUCACAAAUGCUCCAACCUACCAAUAAAAACAGUGUGCUUUAGUCUAUGUUUACAAGCUAUGUACUUAUUGAUGUGGCCAUUGACUGCUUCCUCAAACAUCUGCCAGUCCGUUGUUGUAAAGCAGUCCUGUAAGACCGCAACAACAGAGUUAAUAUAAAAUAAUAAUAAAGCCUUCAUCCCGUCCUGCCUGAAUUCUUGUUUCUGUCAUGCCAAAAGGUCGAGAAACCGUCAAGCUUGACGGCACAGUCAGGAAUGCAGGGCUGCAGCCACGACUCCACAUGUCACUCUGGAUUGCUUCCCUCUCUGUUUUCCAUUUUCUGCAGCUGUGUAGGAUGCAGGGGAGAAUGUCCAGAGUCAACAAAAGUCACCUUAGAGACCAAACUCACACACAUCGUUACUUCCAAGUGUGUGUGCCGGUCAUAUCAAAUGUUCAAAAGUCCAAAACGUGCAAAAAAGUCAUAAAAAUAAGUAAAAAUAAACAAAAAAAACAAGUGAAUUAACAUAGGUGUGUCGUCAGUCAGGUCACCUUGUGGUGCAACAAGAAGUGGUCUCUACGUAUUCCAGCGUGUGGCAACUAGUGAUGAGAGGAAAAAAUGCAAGAAAAUCAUAUGCAAAGAAAAAAAAAAGGCUGACUGCUUAUUAGAGACCUCUUGCUCUCAAACAAAGCCAUCAUUUAACGCUUCCCCUCCGUUGUUGUCAGUGGCACUAACGUGCUUUCCUGCAACCAGCUGCGAAUGAUGAACCUGUAACGUCAGCUUUAAAAUAGUCCAUUAGUGGCAUUUAUGGCAAGUCUUACGGGAGCUGGUGCAAAAGAUGAAAAGAACCGUUUACCUGUUUCUGCACAUUAUGCUUUUGAAAAUUGUUAUACACCACAAGCUGAAAAAAAGUUUUGUCACGGCAUGAGUCGGAUACAUUUAUAAAGUGGCUGUGCAAGCUUUACAUGUGACUACAUAUGACCUCGGACAUACCGUAGACAUCGCACCUGUGGGGGAUGUGGGUGUUUUGCUACCUGUGGAUUUGACACCCUCACUUAAUUAGUUGUUUUUUCUUUUUAAACCUUUUGCGCAAAUGUUGCUUCUCCAGUCUUUUUGCAUCUCUGCACCACUGCCUCCUCUCCUCCCUCUCCUGUUGCUUCUUGAAUCAGGACUGUCGGUGAUCAGCUGAUCGGCUUUCCCGCCCCGGCGCCGUCCCUCUUGUUUGUUUAUCGUUCAGCUCGUGCUGAGGAGGAGGAAACUAGCAGGACGUUGAUGCAAAGUGGGAGCCUGUUUUAAUUCGACAGCCUUUUGUUUAUAUUAUUUUCAUAAUCAGCUGAGGUUUGCUGGUGACACAGCUGUACAUUUUAAGAGUGUAAAUUUUAGCUUGUAAGCAAUUUAGGAAACAAAGCCGUGUCCCAUGAGGAACACCUU
Molecule: messenger RNA, 2665 nt
Organism: Melanotaenia boesemani (Boeseman's rainbowfish)
Lineage: Eukaryota; Metazoa; Chordata; Actinopteri; Atheriniformes; Melanotaeniidae
Gene: eif3k
Product: eukaryotic translation initiation factor 3, subunit K
Exons: 8
Coding region: 120-785 (221 amino acids)
Biological process (GO): regulation of translational initiation
Cellular component (GO): cytoplasm; eukaryotic translation initiation factor 3 complex
Molecular function (GO): translation initiation factor activity; ribosome binding
Source: RefSeq, a predicted model, not a curated record